Felis catus (domestic cat) is the source of this 8389-nucleotide messenger RNA. RefSeq names its product cortexin domain containing 1 (gene CTXND1). The record is from RefSeq and is a predicted model, not a curated record. The transcript is spliced from 3 exons. Bases 382 to 561 code for a protein of 59 amino acids. Lineage: Eukaryota; Metazoa; Chordata; Mammalia; Carnivora; Felidae.
CUGCGGCCGGGCCGGGCUGCCCGCGCCUCCGGGGCGCUGACUCAGCCGCAGCCGCCCGCCGCCCGCCGCCCGCCCGCCGAGCCGGGCCUGGGCUGCGCCCCGCGCCCCGACCCCGCCGGCCCCGGGACCCGCGAGCGCACGGGACGGCCUCGCCAGCUGCCGCCCGCGCAGGUGCCUGCUCCUGAGUGAAAGGCCACCGCUGUCGCCGGCCCCCCGCGGUCACGUCCGGCCACCCACCCCCCGCCCUCCCAGAGCAGCCUGACCCAGAGUGCGGGCCACCCGGCGGCCCUUCUGACGUGGUGACCGCUCCGACCGGCAGGCGUGGAAAAUGGUACCUGUCGACCCCGGGUUGGAGGAGGAGCCCGCAGCCGCAGCCCCGACAUGGAGGAGCCCACGCCCGAGCCCGUCUUCGUGGACGUGGACAAAGGGCUGACCCUGGCCUGCUUCGUCUUCCUCUGCCUCUUCCUCGUGGUCAUGAUCAUUCGCUGCGCCAAGGUCAUCAUGGACCCGUACAGCGCUAUCCCCACGUCCACCUGGGAGGAGCAGCACCUGGAUGACUGAAGUGCGGCCGGGGACCCCGAGUCCCCCGGCUGCCUUGUGUCCCCUGGCCGCCCGAGUCCCCCGGCCACUCCUGAGUCCCCCGGCACUCCCAAGUCCCCCGGCCACUCCCAAGUCCCCUGGCCGUCCGAGUCCCCCGGCCACUCCCGAGUCCCGCGGCCGCCCGAGUCCCCUGGCCACUCCUGAGUCCCCUGGCCGCCCCGUGUCCCCCGGCCGCCCGAGUCCCCCGGCCACUCCCGAGUCCCCCGGCCACUCUCGAGUCCCCCGGCCGCCCCGUGUCCCCCGGCUGUCUGCCUGCAAGCCCGUGGAGCCGGGAUGUAGGCGGUUCGCUGCUCCCUCUGGAGCCCCAGAGGGAAGUGAGUGGGGUGCCAAGUGGGGGCUUGAGGGUGGCCCGGCCUGGACAUGCCAACGGCACCGGCCCCAGGGGCCCGCGGAGGCCAUGCCUCGCGGGGACUCACUGUGGGACGACGGGGUGGCCCCCGUCCCUGGCUCCUGCACACCUUCUGGGAGGGGAUCCGGGGCAGACACGCACCAUCACGCAACAGAGCCCUCGCUGUGAGGACACCGUCUGCCCUUAACAUGCAAAGCAGCACUCGCGCCAGCCCCCUGACCCCGAGUCCGGCCCGGAGGCCGGUGGGUGUGCGGGUGGAGGCCGGCGUUCUCACAAGCAGCACAGGGCUGCUUCCGGGCAGUAUUUUUUUUUUUUUUAAACUAAAACACAGAGGGGUCUAUUUUUCCUGUCAUAAAUGAAAUGUGCAUCUUGGGAGCUUGGAAAAUACAGAAAAAUAGAAGGAAAAGGGAAAAUAACACCUAUAAUCCCACCUCCCCAAAGCCACCAUUUUGAUACAUUUCUCCCAGGCUCUUUUUACACAUCUUUUUAAAUAGCCCAAUUCACACGUACGCACGACAUUGUGCCGCCUCCUCCCGUCCCAUCAGCCCCCCCUCGGCCGUCACCCACAUCUGUGACCACGGAGCCCGCGAUGCUGGUCCCGAAUCCCGGCCCCCUUCCUUCCUCGCUACAGGACCCCAAACAGCUCGGUCAGCCUCUCUGAGCCCCAAUUCCCUCACCUGUGACACGAGGGAGUGACGUCUACCUCACAAGGUUGUCGUGAGGACGGAAUGAAGGAGCACUCCUUGACUCCCCCACCCCGGGGAGAAGCCAGGGACCUGAGCCGGGAGCGCAUGGGCUCUGGGACCCCCUCCCUGCAGAGCCUGGGACCCUGGAAGCUCCUCAACUUCCCGGGGCCGCUUCCAAAGCCAAAUCUCCCAGCCAGGACCCCUGGUCAAAGGGACACUCACAGCAACCUCUUCCAGCACCUGACCUCAAGGGAUAUGGUGUCUAUCGAUUUACGCAACUGUCAUUGUCAUAUGUUUAAGCACACACGGUGUGCAGUUAGGCUGGACUGCCUGAAGCCCCUUCCUCCGAGGCAUCUAUGCCGUCCCUGCAAGGGGUGGCCGGCCACCCCCGAGGGACAGACCUGCAUCCGUGGGGAAACCCAAUGCUCCCUUCCCCUCACCGGCAUCCCCGCUCCGGGCCCCCCUGCAACCCAGGCCACCCGGGCAACAGGUUUCCAAAGCACCGUCACCACCAGGUGACCCCGAAAAUGAACAAGACCACGGCUGUUCAGGCACGUUCCGGGGCCUGUCCGGCUGUCCUCCCCCCACACACGCGCGCGCACACGCUAGGUGGGACGCACAAAGGGACAGCUGGGAGAGGCAGCGAGCCCAGAUGCGCUGGAGGCUCUGAGAGAAGGAUCUAGAGCAAGGACCUUGUGCAUUGCCCCAGGCCCAGCAGCAGCCUUCACUGUGCAGCCUGCCUCAGAGACACGCACUUCUGUGAAAAGCGCAUCAGCAGGGAUUUGCAGUGUGAAUGAGCGCCAUCUCCCCGUCAGUUAAUAGCAAGCCCCAGGAACAAGGAACAGUCUGGAAGGCCUUGGCUGGAGGUACUUCAGAAUCCUCAGGAGUGACGAUCAGGCGCCCUAGGGCCGUGCCACCCGAACUGUGGUGAGAGACAGAGUACAUCUCCAGGGGUGAGGAGCAUGCUGGGAAUCCAGAACCCGGGCCCCACCCCGGACCUGCGGGGCCAGCGUCCCUGGGGGGUGGCGCUCAGGAACCUGUGGGCGAGACCCGCUGAGUGCCAGCCGGGCACACGGGAGUUAGAGAAGCACGGCCCCCGGAUCCCUGGCCCCACUUCCCUCUUUUCCACACUUAACAUCUGUGGGUGUUUCCCACCGUCUCUCUGGACUGGUUUGUUGUUGUUGUUUGGUUUUGGUGGCAAGAGGGAAGAAUAUUUCAGAAAAGAUAAAAAAUAAAAAACUCACGCCCCAUCCAAGCCUCCUGUCAAACAGCGAUUUUCACUGUGUACCCAUACGCCCCCUUCUGACCCUUGCCCGAAUGCAAGAUAUACUCCUUAGAAAUGUCAUCAGUUACAUCAUCUAAAACCCUGCUCUCUCCUAACAUUACCUCUGGAGCCCGCUGCCACGGCCUUCCCCGUUACCCUCUCGGUGGCCGUGGACGAGCCGUCUGGUGCAUCGUCCACGUUCCCAUUAGGAAGCGCUUGGAUCACUUUCAUUUUCCCUGUCCUGCACGUGCCAGGAGACGCAGGUGACGAAGGCCGCAAGCUCGCUCAGGACAGCGGGGAAUAAAUAUUCACACCACACCCCCUCCACCUAAGAAAGCCCCAGGCCAGGGACGCCUGUCUAGGCCUUUGGCCCCGUUAAGGGGAACGCCAGGCAUCUGCCGCUACUCCCUGAUGCUAAGGGAGGAGGAGGGGGUCUUCUGCGAUCAGAUCCUCUGAGCCAGUUCCUGGCUAGUUGAGGUGAGCUCUGGGGUUGUGGAUGGAGAGAGAAACCGUCCCGCAAAAGAAGUGAGCAGCGUUUUUGAGGACUGGAAGCUGGCAGAGAGGGAAUGGAAGCAGAAAGAGAGAGAGGCCUGUGGGGUUGGCCACAGCUCGAGGCUUAAGGGAAACGGGGACCAGACGGAAACUCCCCGCCGCACAGAACGGGAGAAGGGCUCUGCUACAAUCCCUCCCCGUUACUCCAAACCCUCAGUAAAGUCUGACACGCAACCCCUUUCGCGUGGUGUCUGGGGCCAUCUGCACGGUGGGCGGUGCGACGGAGUGCAGGUGGGGUAACAAAAAUGGGCAGAAGCGGGACACCAGGACGACAGUCAGCGGGGGAAACACGGCCCCUGAGGACGCACAGACGGGCCGACCUGAGCAACGGGCCACGAGCUUCACCAGCUCGCAGCAUCAAUUCCACCGUCUCUGUUGGGUCUUUUCCAACUAGUCGCUCGCGUCUAUGUGGUUUUUAUCGAAUCGAAAGACGCGGGUCUCCCUCGCCCAAACAUCAUCCCAGACCUCGAGGUCAACCCAACCUUAAAGGGGCCCGUCCUGCUUCCAACACCAGCCAGAGAGGACUGCCAAGCCGGUGUGGUUUCCUGCCCCGCGGUCUCGCCGCUGAGGACCGGUCCUGUGGACUGGUCCUGUGAUGGGCGACGACCUGCGGGGGGCCCCCUGGCCCAUGGCCCGGCCUGCGGACGGGUGCCCCAGCUGAGCUCCCUGGGCACACACGGGUCAUCUGCAUCCAGGGGGACACACGGCCUCAGCUCUGCCAGCCUUCCCCCUGCGUGUCACUCCUGGACGGUCACCAGCUAAGGCCCUGAAUCAGUCAGCAUCCCGGCAGGAAGCAGAAGGCACAGCCAAAGCGUUUAUGCUUCGAGGGCUUAACGGAAGACUAUUCAGAGGUCAGGCAGGGCUGAGGGAAGCGACACGGGAUAGAAAAGCACCACACAGGCCACGGGGGGAAGCCGUGGCCAGCUUGGCCUGAUGUGGCAAGGAGAAGGAAAGUCCUCAGAACCCGGCAGGAGCCGUGGCCGCAGGGAGACGGUUAAGACUCGUGCCCGAACUGCAGCCCAGCAGGAAGAGCGUGGAGGGAAACACAUACCUGGACCUCGACACUCCCCCGUCCAGCCUCUCCUCUGGACCUUCCAUCAGCCAAAAACAACAGAACCUAACGGUCUGGGAGCCCCCGGCGAAGCGGUUCGUGUAUGUUAGCGUUCUGGAGCAAACGAAACGUUAACGAGUACAACCCACCCCUACUACAUUCAGCAUCCGUUCAUGACCUCUGCUUGGAUGGGGAAAAAUCACAUGCCCUCCACGCAGGGGAACGAAGGUCCAUCUGCCGCCAUAUUGUCUGGGCGGGGGAGGGGCGAUACCGACCUGGGCCCACUGCCCACCCGGCCCGUACCCGCCUCUAGGUGAGUAAACGAAGCGGUUCCUAUAACGCACAGCUGCUACGGCCCUCGCCUCCAGGCCUGGGGCUUGAAGCGUGGUGUCAUUUUCCAGCACCUUCUCCACGACCCCUCACCUCCUGCGUAUCCUUGGCUCUCGGGAGUAUUCUAUCGGGUGGAAUCUCGCAAACCUUCAUCUGUGGAGGAUCCAGACUCCUGGCGCCCGGUCUUCUUUGGGCCGCCAGCUUCAACAGGCCCACAGGGGACGUGAAGGGGUCUGAAGGCCUCACGUGGAGGCGUGUUUGGAAGCUCGGAGCACGCUAGGCCAACACCGCCCCGACCCUGGUCUCGGGACAGAGAACGUCAGCGUCGCUGGGGAGUCUGUUAGGAUCCGAGUUCACGCCCCCACCUCAGACCUGCAGAAGUGGGGGGCACGGGACGGGGGUCCCCAGGGAGCCGCUUGCCCCGGCUGUGUGGAGGGAACCCCGCUUAACACGGCUCCUGGGAUGGGCCCCCCCGGCGGCACGGUGAGCCCCUUCUCUGCCCCCGCGUUCAACACGAGGCAGCCCGAAUGACCACAGCAGGAUCUCAGUUUCUAGCCUGACAGACCCACACCCGUGUACCCCUGGGGGAAGCACUUCCUCUCCCUCGCGAAGAGUUGUGUUUUUUUUUUUUUAAUGUUUAUUUAUUUUUGAGAGAGAGAGAGAGAGUGUGAGCAGGGAGGGGCAGAGAGAGGGAGACACAGAACCUGAAACAGGCUCCAGGCUCCGAGCCAUCAGCACAGAGCCCGACGUGGGGCUCGAACCCACAGACCGUGAGAUCACGACCUGAGCCGAAGUCGGACAUUUAACUGACUGAGCCCGCAGGCACCCCAGCCUCCCAAAGAAUUUUCAAAGCCACCAGGUCCGAGGAGACAAGGGCGAGAAGCAGAAAUUCCGUACGUGGGUCGUUAGGUCUAAUAGCGGGAGGAUUCACUUGUCUCCAUCCCUUGGCUCCGGGACCUUCCAGGCAGGGGGAGACGGUGCCCCUGUCUGCCCCAGACACCCCCGAACCAUCGGGUCUCCUGCCGUGCUGGGUCCUCAAGGCACCACCGCCCGGCCCCUCCCAGUCCGCGGAACCCAGCAUCAGUGAAGUCCGGGGGGCUCCUGCCUUCAGGCUCCUUUCUCCGCAGUAUUGCAGGGACGCUCCAGGCAUCCCCUCACGUACUCCCAGCAUUCACCGAGGGCGGCUUAAUUUAGGGACUAUUUGCAGAAGUGUAGACGAGUUUAAGAGAACCAGCAGGGACGGUGAGUCAGCCAGGACUGGGGACAGUGAGAAGCCAUUGUCACCGCUUGCCUGGGGAGGGACAGUGGCCCCGGAAUCCAGCAAGGGCGGUGGCCACGCUCUCUUUGGGAGCCGUGAGCCACGGUGGAGGGACACAGGGGGACACAGGCCCCCAAAACCAUGGCCCAGAAGGGAGGGGUGCGGAGAACAAAUACCCCGACCUCUUUCUCCCUCUGCACUUUCUCCUCUGCUGCCCCCCGCCAGCCAGGAGCCACAGGACAGGAGCCUGGGCGAUGUCAUCCACAGGGGUGGCCUCCCGGGACGAGACAGGGCAGGGAAGGCUGGAGAGGAGGACGGGGCGGAAACUGCAUCGGGCUCUCGGUGUUUUCCCUGCAGCAGAUCUCAGGCACGGCCCCGCUCGUGCCCCAAUACCAGCUUUCUGACUUUGAGUGUUCGGGAAAGAGGCCGGGAGCAGCAGUCCUCGAUGCCCCCUGGGCUGCUUCUGUGCGGUGGUCCACUCCCCCUCCGCCCGGCUGCCCCGGACACAGGGGCCUUGCCUCGUCCUGGGAAUCCCCUCCUCCAGGAAAAGGAGCGUCUUCUGGUCUGACACACAGUCAAGAGGGUCCACAGAGCUGACAGCCUUUCGGCCUGACCACACACGGAAGCAGCCGGCCGGCACCCCCCAUAGUCACGCUCGAUAAGCCCCCCACCCCCCGCACAGCACUGAGCCCACGAGGUGCGGAGAGGUGGGGCUUCACCCCGGAAGCAGACGGGGACUCGGAACAGUGACCCCAGGCUGAGAGACUGGACACCCAGGAGGUCCUGUGAGCACAUCCUUCCUCCUCGCGGAUCGCCAGGUGAGGCACUGCUAUGACCCAGAAGACCUUGGAGCCGGGCUCCCAGAUGUGACAACGGGGCACUUUGCAGGGACAACGCCCCCCACACUUAUGAGCAACUCCCAUGUGACAGCGGUUUGGACAAAGGAGUAAGGCACAGCCCUGUCCCGGAGAAGCCACCUGCCCUCGGUCAAGGCCAGAGUUCCAACCACUGAGCCGUAAUUCCCCUGGAGGCUCGAAGCUCUGGAGCCGGGUCUCAGCUCCGCCGCCCAGCUGGAGGUGCGAGAGGGACACGUGUCUUCAUUUACACAGAAACUACCAGAGACAACGUGGGGCCCAGAGAGGGGGGCGAGGGGGCCCUUCCUUGGGACUCGUGCUUCCGGGGGCCAGCGUAUUACAAACGGCCACGCACAGAUCCCCGUAAGGGGUCACGGGGGCCCCUCUGUCCCCUGAGAGCCCGCCUGGUGUCACCCAACCUGCACCCUCAGUGCCCCUCCCGUGAGACACGCCGGCGGGCUUCAGGGAGGCGGCGCCCAGGACGGAAGCAACUGGUUCUUGCCCCAACUGGGGGCAUUUCGCCGUUGUACCAAAUGUCUAUUUCCUUGCUCUCUUUCCGAUUUGUGCUUCUGGAAACCCUCACAAAUUAGCCUGGUAUUCACGACAGCUGCACGUGGCAGUGAAGGCACAUUUCACAAUAUUACCUGAUUCCUAUCAAUCGAUCUCUACACAGAUCUCCUCCUAACAGAUGACGAGCGAUACGAAUUAUUUACUUUGGCUGCGAGGGGGAGGCUGAACAUCAGGACUGCAAAGGGUGUUAUUUUUAUGAGACAUACGUGAAAGGAUUUAACUUUUUUUUUUUUAACAAAUUUAAACAUUUCAGCUUGAUUUAAAUAGUUUUGAUACGAAGCGUUAACAUUCUUCAGUUACAAUUUACGUCGUGCCUUUAAUCGUAGUGGAAAGUUUCAAUAUUAUCAAAGAAAACUAACGCAGAAAACGCACAGAGGAUAAGUUUAGUUUUGCAAUUUUUAACCUUAAGGGUUUGGGUGAAAAUAUUGACCUUUUGUACGUUCUGAGGACAAGUCGGUUUACUUUUUUCAUCACGGAGAUUCGUCUGUCAAUGGAGCCCACGUUAUGCGAAAAGCCUGGCUAUGACAAAAUAGUGAUUCUAACGAAGUGAAGGCAAUAAACCUUAAAACUUUCUUGGAAAACGUUUGUGAAACAAGUCACGUAUCUGUAGGUCUUCAGCGGUCAUCCGAAACGGCCAACACUGUUCAGGUACAGCGAUCAAAGUGUUGUGUCUGAUGCAAAGAACAGACUGGUGGUCAGCAGAGGGGAGGGGGUGGGGUGAGACAGGGGAUCGCGACGACCGGGUGGCGCAUGGGUGUCGAAUCCCUGUACCGUACGUCCGAAUGCAACAGGUCACUGGGUAUUAAUUAAACUUCAGUUAAAAAAAAAAAGGAAAAUAAAUUAGUUUGCUAUGUUGCCCCUGUUCAACCCUCAAA